This is a messenger RNA of Symphalangus syndactylus (siamang), 1547 nucleotides long. RefSeq names its product phospholipase A2 group IIC (gene PLA2G2C). Gene Ontology annotation, biological process: positive regulation of fibroblast proliferation; fatty acid biosynthetic process; lipid catabolic process. Lineage: Eukaryota; Metazoa; Chordata; Mammalia; Primates; Hylobatidae. Gene Ontology annotation, molecular function: phospholipid binding; calcium ion binding; signaling receptor binding. The record is from RefSeq and is a predicted model, not a curated record.
GGCGACAGGGACCCGCGGCCUCCUUCUCUCCUCCUCUUCCUAGCGUCACCUGCCUCUGUUUCUCUCUGGGGGAGAGCGUCUGGGAGAGGGAGAGCCCUGGCCGGGGUAUGGAGGAGCGGGGAGCAGCACCACUAGUCUCAAAACCCGUUUCUCACCCUGGGUCAGGCCCUGACCCUCUCAGUGUCCCUCGUUUUAAAAUGAGGCCGUGGGACUGAUGGAUUCUCGGAACCCUAGACUCUGAGUGGAUGCUUCUAGGGUAUCUGAGUUGCGGGGAGCAGGGCCCCCAUCCUCAGUACCGCCCUUUCAGCACCAGUUCCCUGACCUCUUUUCACAUCAGCCUCCCACUCCGGGGCACACUGGGACUCUUAUCAACAGCAUCUGCACCUCCUUUGAUGUCCCCAGCCACAAUCUCUUCCACUAUCAGCCACUUGAGUCACUUCCGCUGUAUCUGUUUUUCACCAUCUUUGGGUUUCCUGUCCAUUGCUGUCUCCGCUUUCCCCCUCGCUAUCAAUCUGCUUAUUCCCUAUCCUGGCCCAUUACCUCGGCAUUCUCAACAGGAUCCUCCCUGCCCGAGUCCUGCUCUCCUUCCAUCUGAUGAAACCUCAAGCCAAAUCAGUCCACCUAUACAGGGUACUGAAGAAGUCUUGGCCAGCCACACACCUUGGUGUAACAGAAACACAAGAGAGAAAAUAGAAGCCAUCACUUGGAAACUUCCUCAGCCUUCUGCCAUCAGACCCGCAAACUUGCCUGCCUACGCUUCCUUGCUUUCCUCCCUCCCUCCAGUUCUAAUGUCUUCUGAUUCUCUCCAAGAAUAGAGGUUCGACUGGGAGACCCCUCACACACAGGUGAAGGCGUGGCCGUAGAACCUCAGACCCCCUGGUCUCCUCAGGAAUGAAGGUCAUUGCCGUCCUCAUCCUCCUCCUGGUGGCAGCCCCCACCCACAGCAGUUUCUAGCAGUUUCAGAGGAUGGUCAAACACAUCACAGGGUGGAGUGCCUUCUUCUCAUAUUACGGAUAUGGCUGCUACUGUGGGCUUGGGGGCAAAGGGAUCCCCGUAGAUGACACUGACAGCCCCUCAUCUCCCUCUUGCUACGAGAAGCUGAAGGAGUUCGGCUGCCAGCCUGUGUUGAACAGCUACGAGUUCCACAUCGUCAAUGGCACAGUGGUUUGUGGAUGCACCCUUGGUCCUGGUGCCAGCUGCCACUGCGGGCUGAAGGCCUGCGAGUGUGACAAGCAAUCCAUGCACUGCUUCAAAGAGAGCCUGCCCACCUAUGAGAAAAACUUCAAGCAGUUCUCCGGCCAGCCCAGGACAGCUGCCCCCAUCCUGCGAAAAAGCCUGGGCUAGCCUGCUGGAGGAUGAGAGCCCACCUGGAUCAGUUGUCUCAGCUGAUUUCAGACACGUGAGAGAGCUCAGCGAGACUCAGCUUGUAGCUGACUACAGAUGCGUGAGGGAACCUGGCUGAGACCAAAACAACUGUCCGGCUGAGCCCAGGCUAAACUGCCAACAUGCGGAAUUGUGAGCUAAAUAAAGGCUGCUGUUCUAAGUCA